Molecule: messenger RNA, 1141 nt
Organism: Ilex paraguariensis (yerba mate)
Lineage: Eukaryota; Viridiplantae; Streptophyta; Magnoliopsida; Aquifoliales; Aquifoliaceae
Source: the annotation of a GenBank genome assembly
GUUCUUAUUCACUUCUGAUUUUUUGUGUAUAUAUUUUAAGGUAUAUCAUAUGUAAAUCACCAAUUCAAAAACCCUCCCUCCUUUCUAAUUCUAAACUCUCUCUGAUCAUUAGUAUCUUCUUUCGUCUAUUGGAAACACUUAUUGUUGAAUUAUGGAGUACUACACAGGCACGGCCACAAAGUCUCCAACACCAUCAGCACCACCAACACCAUCGUAUGGCGAACCAGUCACUGGCUUUCCGGUGAACUCCCCGAACUACAACCAUAUUAACAACUUCCAAGCCCCUCCUCAGAAUCAACCCAGUACUCCAGCCGAGUGGUCGACCGGCUUAUGUGACUGCUCCUCCAAUUGCUCGAACUGUUGCAUAACAUGUUGCUGUCCAUGUAUUACUUUCGGACAAAUCGCAGAGAUUGUUGACAAAGGAUCACCUCCUUGUGUUGUGAGUGGGGUUUUAUACGCACUAUUGCAAUAUAUCACUUGCUGUGGAUGCUUGUACUCUUGCAUCUACCGUUCCAAGAUGAGGAAGCAGUACAUGUUGCCUAAAAGCCCUUGUGGAGAUUGUCUUGUUCAUUGCUGUUGCGAGCCCUGUGCUAUGUGUCAAGAGUACCGUGAGCUCCAAAACCGUGGCUUUGACAUGUCCCUUGGAUGGGAAGGAAACAUGGAGAGACAAAAUGGUGGAGUGGAAAUGGCACCGGCUGUUCAAGGAGGAAUGACGCGAUAAAUUGGGUGACCCGAUCCAUUCGAGUUUUUGGAUCCCCUUCCUCUCAUCCUCUCUCAAUUCUAAUUCAAGAAAGUAUCAACAUAAGAGUCUUUUUUUCAAAAUAAAUUUUUUAUUUUUCUCUUAUUUGAACAGAUUUUGCAAGGAAAUUAGAUUUCAUAUUGAACUCCAAUUAUACUCUAGUGGGAUGGGAUGACUCCUAUUAGCUCUCUCUCCCCCCAACCCCCAAAAUAAAGUAGUUGACACCCUUUGCGGGUUGAACUACCAAUGUCUUUGUAAGAUAUCAUAACGUUAGUUACUGUGUGUAAUUUCAUUGUUCAUGUACUUUUGUUAGUUGAGUGCUUUUCCUAAGUUUCAAGAAACGCAAUAUAAUAUGUAAGCAGGAAUAACAUUGUGCUUAUAGAAGGAGAAUUUAUGAAUGAG